AUGAAUGAUGUGGAAAAGCAGGUCUCGUUGAUCCACGAAACCGCCAACAGAUUGAUCAAAUGGGGUGCACACAGUAAAGCUUGGGGUAUUCAAAUCCAGCAACCCAAAUUAUGUUAUUGGAACAGGCUACGUGAAGUAGCUGCCAGUCUUGCCUUCCCACUCGUCCUGGACCACAUGGGUCUCUUCAAGGCGGCCAGUAUGGCACCAGCCGGCUCGACUCCCGUCACGCAACAAGCAGAGUGGCAAGACUUUAUGGGAGCUCUGCGCGACGGAAACCUAUGGAUCAAGAUCUCUGCCCCGUAUCGCAAUUCCCGGGCGGCUCCUCACUUUGAGGACUUGUACGAUAUUGUCACCCAACUCGUGAGAGCACGCCCUGAUCGAGUCGUGUGGGGGAGCGACUGGCCGCAUACUCAACGACAUGAGGACAGGAGACCUGAGAAUAUCGGCAAGCAGGAGCCUUUUUUGGUGGUUGACAAUCAGAGCUGGAUAGUGUCUCUUAGCACGUGGUUGAGCGAAGAUGAAUGGCAGGCUCUAUGGGUUGAGAACCCUCGCAAGUUAUAUGACUAUUAUUCAUAG
Molecule: messenger RNA, 576 nt
Organism: Pestalotiopsis fici W106-1
Lineage: Eukaryota; Fungi; Ascomycota; Sordariomycetes; Amphisphaeriales; Sporocadaceae
Exons: 1
Coding region: 1-576 (191 amino acids)
Molecular function (GO): hydrolase activity
Source: RefSeq, a predicted model, not a curated record